GGGAGCCGGGGGGCGAAGGAGGCAGAUCCGGGGAGAAGGGGGACCGGAGGUCCGGCAGGGGGAGGAGGCGGUGGACGCUGAACUGAGGAUUGGAGAACAGUGGGGGUGGGGAUGGAGCCUGGGAACGGAUGGGCCGGAGCCGGAGAGACGAGGGGCUGGGGGGCGGGAGGAGGGGCGGGGCCAGAUAAUAUUCCAGGUCAAAGUCCGGGUCGACGUCUGAGUCUGAAUCCGAGUCCGAGUCGGAUGGGGGUCGGGGAUGGCGCGGGGCGGUGGCGCGCGUGGAUGGGAUCGGAGCGAAGCGGGGCCGGGGACAGAUCAGGGAGGGGGCGGGUCUCGGGGAACGCGAAGGAGAGGCAGAAGCCGGGGAGAGGCGGGGCCCGAGCGAGGAGGUGGAGCCCGAAGGGCGCAGAGGCGCAGCUCCGUGCGACGUCGUGACGUUGCGCUGCGCGUCCCGGGGGCCCUGCUGGAGCCGCCUGAACGGUCGCCGGGUGCGCGUCAUUGGUGCGCGCCGCGCCGGACUCCGCGGCUCCGGGCACAGAGCGCGAUGGCGGCGCUGGGCGGCGACGGACUGCGGCUGCUGUCGGUGUCUGGGCCCGAGCCCGAGCCCGAGUCGGCGGCGCUGAAUGGCGCGGGUCCUGGCCUGUGCUGCUGGGUGUCCGUGUGCUCCUGCCUCAGCCUCGCCUGCUCCUACGUAGGCAGCCUUUACGUGUGGAAGAGCGAACUGCCCAGGGACCAUCCUGCGGUCAUCAAGCGUAGAUUCACCAGCGUCCUCGUGGUGUCUAGCCUCUCCCCGCUCUGCGUGCUGCUUUGGCAAGAGCUCACCGGCCUCCAGCCAGGCAUAUCCCUGUUCACCCUGAUGGGCGUCAGGCUGGAGGGCAUCUUCCCGGCCGCGCUGUUGCCGCUGCUGCUGACCAUGAUCCUGUUCCUGGGCCCCCUGAUGCAGCUUUCCUUGGACUGUCCCUGGGACUUGGCCAAUGGACUGAAGGUAGCCUUGGCCCCCCAGGCCUGGAUGCAAUGCCUGACGGACAUGCGCUGGCUGCGCAACCAGGUGAUCGCCCCCCUGACGGAGGAGCUGGUGUUCCGGGCCUGCAUGCUGCCCAUGUUGGCCCCCUGCACGGGCCUGGGCCCCGCCGUCUUCACCUGCCCCCUCUUCUUCGGCGUCGGGCAGUGUGGGCAGCAUCUUCCUGUCGGCUGCGUUCCAGUUCUCCUACACGGCUGUCUUCGGGGCGUACACGGCCUUCCUCUUCAUCCGCACGGGUCACCUGAUCGGGCCGGUGCUCUGUCACUCUUUUUGCAACUACAUGGGCUUCCCGGCCGUGUGUGCGGCCCUGGAGCAUCCCCAGAGGUGCCCGCUGCUGCUGGGCUACGCCCUGGGCGUGGCGCUCUUCGUCCUGCUGCUGCAGCCCCUCACCGAACCCAGACUGUACAGCAGCCUCCCCCUCUGCCUGCUCCUGGACCGGGCCGGGGACUCGGCCGGCCCCCUGUGCUCCUGACCUCGGCUCCCUCCCUAUGGACUCUCGGGGCUCCCGGCGAGAGAGGGGGGGUGAGGGGCGGGGGGCUAGGAACCGGAGCUAGCUGAACCCCAAGGACCAAGAGAAGGUGGGGGGAUCCCAGCUUCCAGGGUGGGCCUCGGCCCCUCCAGCCUCCCGGCCCCCCGUUUUUGCAUCGGGCUUUGUAUUCAGAGAUUAAAAGAGUUUUAACUUGGGUAA
Messenger RNA from Antechinus flavipes (yellow-footed antechinus), 1709 nucleotides. RefSeq names its product Ras converting CAAX endopeptidase 1 (gene RCE1). Gene Ontology annotation, cellular component: endoplasmic reticulum membrane. The transcript is spliced from 8 exons. Lineage: Eukaryota; Metazoa; Chordata; Mammalia; Dasyuromorphia; Dasyuridae. The coding region runs from base 257 to 1579 and encodes 440 amino acids. The record is from RefSeq and is a predicted model, not a curated record. Gene Ontology annotation, biological process: CAAX-box protein processing. Gene Ontology annotation, molecular function: metalloendopeptidase activity.